CUCCAAGCAAACAGAGAGACAGAAACGUGCGCGCGAAGAAAUAGGGAGAGGAGUUGUCUACAGGCUAUACAAUAUCUCCAUUGUGACAUUGGGAGGAGGAGAUCUAGAAAGAAUUGAAUGGUAGCUACACCCUGCGCGUAGAAGCGUAGUCACUAUAGGAAAGACGGGGAAUUAUUUUUUGGGCAAUAACAGAGGUGGGAGAGGGGCAUCGAAACCGAGAAAAAAAUAGCCUGAGACAGUUUCUGUGUAAAUUCUGAUUCGUUGAAUGCGAGAGAGUAAUAUAAUGUCGUCAGCAUGAUCUUAGGUAGAAGUAAUAAGCGACAAUAACGAUAACUAAACGUCAUUUUCAACAACAGACACUCCUAUUUUGUCUCAUUAUUAUUAUUCGGAAAGAGACCCUGUCAUCUGAAAGCCGACAGGACACUGCAUGGAUAUUUUCUCUGAAACCAUACAACAACAAAAAAACGACCUUACAAAGAAAACUACAUUUUGAUUGAUCUUGUGAGUUAAUUUGCGUGUUCUUGCACGCACGCACGCACACGAAACGAACCCGAAACAAAAGCAAACUCCUCCUCCCUCCGUUUUCUCUCCUCCUCUCCCUCCCCCAGUUCUUCUAUGCUCAGUUCGGUCUGCGUCUCCUCUUUCAAAGGGCGCAAGGGUGGGAACAAGUCAUCCAACAAAGCAUGUUACACUGCAGACAUGACUUGUCCGUCGGAAAGCGAGAAAAUCGUGAUAAACUGCGGGGGGGUGCGGCAUGAAACCUAUCGAAGCACCCUAAAAACGUUGCCCGGUACCCGCUUAUCUUGGCUUACCGAACCGGACGCCUUUAGCAACUUCGAUUACGACCACAAAAACGACGAGUUCUUCUUCGAUCGCCACCCGUCCGUCUUUUCAUUCAUCCUCAACUAUUACCGCACAGGGAAGUUGCACUGUCCGAACGAUGUGUGCGGUCCGCUGUUCGAAGAGGAGCUGGCAUUCUGGGGCAUCGAUGAGACGGACGUGGAGGCUUGUUGCUGGAUGAAUUACCGGCAGCACAGGGACGCAGAGGAGGCGUUGGACAGCUUUGAGAAUCCCGAACCGGAGUUGCCAGAAGACGACCCAGCUCUACCAGGAGGCGCAGAUGGGGACAUGAAAAGACUGUGCUUGCAUGAGGACGGAAGGAAAAAGACUUGGUGGGAAAUCUGGCGGCCCAGAAUGUGGGCCCUUUUUGAAGACCCUUAUUCCUCAAAAUACGCCCGGUACUGCGCAUUCCUCUCCCUUCUGUUCAUCCUCAUCUCCAUCUCCACCUUCUGCAUGGAGACGCACGAGGCCUUCAAUACCAUCUACAACAAGACGGAGAACGUGACGGAGGGAAACGUGACGCGCGAGGUGAUCGUCUACGAGGUGGUGACCGACAGCUGGCUUACGUACGUGGAGGGCAUGUGCGUCAUCUGGUUCACCAUUGAGGUGAUGGCACGCGUGGUCUUCUGCCCGGACAAGGUCGAGUUCUUCAGGAGCACCCUCAACAUCAUCGACUUCAUUGCCAUCAUGCCUUUCUACCUGGAGGUGGGGCUGAGCGGCCUGUCCUCCAAAGCCGCCAAGGACGUGUUGGGCUUCCUGCGUGUGGUCCGCUUCGUUCGCAUCCUGCGUAUCUUCAAGCUGACCCGUCACUUUGUGGGGCUUCGCGUCCUGGGCCACACGCUCCGUGCCAGCACCAACGAGUUCCUCCUGCUCAUCAUCUUCCUCGCUCUCGGAGUGCUCAUCUUCGCCACCAUGAUCUACUACGCCGAGCGCAUCGGCGCCGACCCUGAUGACCCUACGGCUGCCAAACACACAAACUUCAAGAAUAUCCCCAUUGGUUUCUGGUGGGCCGUGGUCACCAUGACCACUCUGGGCUACGGGGACAUGUACCCCGAAACGUGGUCGGGGAUGCUGGUGGGCGCGCUGUGCGCCCUGGCAGGGGUGCUGACCAUCGCCAUGCCUGUGCCCGUCAUCGUCAACAACUUUGGCAUGUACUACUCACUGGCCAUGGCUAAGCAGAAGCUUCCCAAAAAGAAGGGCAAGCACAUCCCCCGCCCCACCAUGCCGGGCUCGCCCAACUACUGCAAGCCUGACGCUCUCGCUAUGGCCACCGCCUCGCCCCAUAGGAUCCUGGGUAAUGUACUCGGCGAGGUGAUCGGGUCCGGAGGCUUCGACUGCCCCCUUGCUCAAGAGGAGAUCAUAGAAAUCAACCGAGAUUCCAAGCAGAACGGCGACGCGGCCACUGCGGCCCUGGCGAACGAGGACUGCCCUACCAUCGACCAGGUGCUGAGCCCGGACGAGCGGAGUCCCGCGGGGCGAGGGGGCACCGGAGUAACCCGGGAGCGCUACCAGCAGGACCGCGCUUGCUUCCUGCUCAACACCAGGGAAUUCCGCGCCACAGAUGGGAAUGUGCGGAAAGGUUGUGUCAUAUCACGCGUUUCAACUGGCUAUGAGAAAUCUUGCAGCCUGAACAACAUAUCAGGAAUGGCUGGGUCAACCUUGCGCCUCACUCCAAUUACUAGCUCGCCCUUUGACACCUAUGAGGCCCCAGGACCAUUGCGCCGCUGCCGUUCCCCAAUCCCCUCCAUUUUGUAGCAGAAAGGAGGUUCAUCGAUAGGACAAACAAAAUGAUGGAUUGGCUAUAAGGACAGAAUGCAUUUAUGCUGCCACUAGGGUUGUGUACAAUGCAAAACAAAUAGCAAUAACGAUAAUGAUUUUGAACGUAGAAAGAUUCUGACCACUUGUCUUGUAAAAACUAAGAUGUAUGCGUCAGGUAGCUGAUGGGGUCAACUUAAGAUUUAGUGGUAAUUCUUUAUUUUACAGCCCAGUUUAAGCUGGUAUUUACCUGGUAUUUACAUGGUAUUAAGUUAACUAAGAAACUAUGUGGUAACAAAGGUUAUUUUCAGUGAAGAGGCGACUCCGGGAUGUUGGCAGAGUUGCAAAGAAAAAGCCAUAUCUCAGACUGCCCAAUAGAAAGAAAAGAUUUAGAUGGGCAAAAGAACACAGACACUGGAAAGAGGAACUCUGCCUAGAAGGCCAGCAUCCCGGAGUCCCCUCUUCAUUGUUGACGUUGAGGCUGGUGUUUUGCGGGUACUAUUUAAUGAAGCUGCCAGUUGAGGACUUGUGAGGCGUCUGUUUCUCAAACUACAGUUACAUUUUCAAUUGCAGAAUAUGUGCGUAGAUUAACAUACUGCCAUUUUUGUGCUUUCUUGACCAAACAACCAAAGCUAAUUCUGUCCAGAAAAAAAAGUUAAGAAAUGAAACGUCUACAGUUCAUGUAGCCAAAGGGAAAACAUUUUUUUUUGUAGAUAUGGUCAAUCUUAAAUAGGUUUCUACUUAAUUUGUCACAUGUAAAUAUCAAUAUACAGUACGUAUGUAUAGACACCUUUUUUGGUGUUCAUCACAUGCUCCUUAAAAAUAUAAAUAUAUAUAUAUAUACAUAUAGGCUCAAAAGGAAGAAGUAUACAUUUAAUAAUCACAAGGCACUUUCAGUUAAUAGUUUCUAACACAUUUAAAGGGAUACUUCAGGACGUUGGCAAUGAGGCCCUUUUAUCUACUUCCCCAGAGUUAGAUGAGCUCAUAGAUACCAGGUUUAUGUUUCCAUGUCCAGCAGAGGAGCUUGGUGGGAGGAGCUAUAGGAGGAAGGGCUCAUUGUAAUCGCUGGAAUGGAACACAUUCCAUUGUAUCAAACACAUCAACCAUAUGGAAACCACAUGUUUGACUCUGUUCCAUUUACUCCAUUUCAGCCAUUACAAUGAGCCCGUCCUCCUAUAGCUCCUCCCACCAUCCUCCUCUGGUGUCCAGUAUGAAGGACGUCAGAGGUAGUUAUUCGAGCCAACGCUAAGUAGCAUUAGCGCAAUGACUGGAGCCAAGGGGUAUCUCCUAGCAUGCUGGACACAGAGACAGAAAAAUGGUAUCCACGAGUUCAUCUGACUAUGGGUGAAUUAGAUAAAGGGCAUCAUUGCCAAUAUCCCAAAGUACCCCUUUAAGCGACGUCAAAACUCUCAUAGCGAAGGGAUAGAACUGCAACUUAAGUCCAGUCCUAGCAGGUCAUGAAAGAUUAUGACAAUAACUAUCUACAAUUGUCACGGCUAAGACGAAAUGUUGAAUUAAUAUUUGAACAUCACACUUGAUGGUUAAGACACUGGUGUUUGUUAUACACUGUCAUGAACUGUUGUGUAAAGGUAGUUGCUUCUACUGUAGUGUUGCUCAACACUGUAGUGUUGAGUAAAAUAAUUUAUGUAAGUAGUUAGAAUAAGAAGAUACAUCCAUGUUAGAGAGUGAUAGGAAGGGCUGGUGAAUGGAGAGAAUGGAAAUAAGUAAAUAUAUAGUACUAGAAUACUCAAAUAUUUGUUAAAAUACUGUGAAUUAUACAAAAUGAUGUAUAAAAUAAGCCGGAUUGACUAGUAUAAUGUAUGUAUCAGCUAUCACUAAUGCAAACACUUUACCAACACGUAGUAUUACUUUACAAGUUGCAUGUGCAGAUUAUACAUAAACACACACCACUUUACAAUACAUGAAAGAUAUAUAUUAUCGUAAAAAGCAGAACGGGGACAUAAAUAUUUAACAUUUAUUCCAACCCACUGAAGGCUCAACCAUCUGGAUCAAUAUUUCUAACAGUAGGAUGUUUAGUUUAUAUAAAUAUCUGUUUUUACUUUUGAUAUCAUUUGGUACCUUUUCAUUAUUAUUUCGUCUUGCUUCUUAAAAAUCAAAAAAAAAAAAAAAAGGAAUAGAAAAAUUCAAUGAAACAAUUUAUUCCACCUCUCAAAAGUAAUUAAAUAGAGGGGAUGAGACUGGUCCUCAAAUGGGAUGCAGUAAAGAAGAACAACUAGCUAGAAUACAGUCAAUAUAUAUUUGUUAUGAUCUUUAUUAAAUACAACAGAUUGUCUUUAGUUUCCACAACCAGUCUUCCCUCUUGGAUUGCCAUCUUCGUAUAUAAUAAUUAAUAGACAUGAACAUGUCAUAUGAAAAGAGAAUCACUCAUGCUCAUAUAUGCAAUAUUACAUGCAAUAUUACAUUAAUGCGGGAAACAUACUGUGCACAUACACGUAAUUAUGCAAAUCUAUUUUUAAUCCUCAGAGAGUGCACAGACUUAAUAGGCAAUCUACCUAUCUAAUUGGGGCGGCACCUAGUGGUUAGAGCGUUGGGCCAGUUACUGAAAGGUUGCUAGAUCGAAUUCCCGAGCUGACAAGGUAAAAAUCUGUCGUUCUGCCCCUGAACAAGGCAGUUAACCCACUGUUCCUAGGCUGUCAUUGUAAAUAAUAAUUUGUUCUUAAGUUCUUAACUGGUUAAAUAAAUAACUGUUCACAAUCUAAAUGUACUUACUGUAUAAUAAUGACAUGAGCCAUUUGUCUUGUUCAAGUUGGUCUUGUCUUGAUGGUCUUGUAGAUUUUGAUGUUGUUGUAGAUGUUCUUUUUAAUUUUUUUACGCUGAGAUAAUUUUGUAUUUCUUGUAUUGGUCGCGUGUAUUCAUUGUAGGAAAUGGACUUUCUGUACCCGUCCGUAUUUAAACAAAUAUUUGUCCUCAAAAGGUCUCACCACUACCUUCAGAUCCAUAUCAUCGUAAGUACCUACAUUCCAUAAACAUAACACAAAGGAAAUAUGACAGACAAAAUUUGUGAAAAGCAGAAAGACAAAAAAAGAAAGAGCCGAAUCCCAACUUGAGAUCUGCGCGUGUCACUCGAAUUCUCACACCAAUCUCCCAUUUGCUAUCAACGCAUGGUUUACAUGAUAGUGCAAGUUGUGCACGUAGAUCUCAUGUUUGGAAUCGGCCCUAUGGGAUUCAAUCAAGAUUUGAAUCUUGACUGAGCAAUAUCCUGCCUAUCAGUACAUCCUGCCUACCAGAACUUAUUAUGGACCUAUAUAUAUUAUUGACCAAUAGUAUCAGUUGUCGUAGUCUGUCCUCACUACUCUUCGUCUAGCAGGCUUAUUGUAUGACUCUGAAAAUAAUUAAAUGUUUUCCUGGAAAUCCAAGAGCUUCCAUACAUUUGAGUUUCCAGAAUCCUGAUGUAAGGCCAUAUCCCAAUUUGAGACAUGCAUGUGCCUUUCUUUAAGCAAAGCCUCCAUUGAUGUUGGUGAUUGAUUUACUACGUUAAUGUUUGCAUUGCACAUGCACAUCUUAGGUUAGGAUGUGUCCAUAUUUCUGCACACCUGCACAUUGUCUAUAGAGGAAAACAUGUAGAAUAUGUAUCACUACUACAGCAGGUGCUAUUCAAAUAAUAUUUUAAUGAAAUUGCUGUGCUAAUUUGAAGGAAACACAGCUGUUAUGUAAAUUAAGCAAUUAAAGAAAAUGCCCACCCAUUUCUCUUCAUUGGAAUGUUUUUGUUCUAUGAUGAUUGAUUGUCUAUAGUUUAUGAUCAAUGGUGGUUAGAAUUUUUUUGGGUCAUUUGCAUAGUCACAUAGUUCGUUUUUACUCCAAUUUUCAUUCUCCAUUUGUAAACAUACCACCUGUUCGUAAUUGCAAUGGAAUGUAACUGAAAUAUAAGAAUGUAUAAACUUUGUUUCCGUAGAGAAUGAAGGCUGGUAUCAUAUUGCUGUGCUCAAUACAACAGACUUAGAACAGACCGACAAAUGUUGAAAGGGCCUCUAUGAGGCUUCUAUAGGCUGCAAUGUCAAUCUAGGAACACAUACAAGCUAGCUAGAUUUAUUUAGCUACACCUGCAAAGCAAUGCUUGUCAAUUAAAUGGUGAAUAUUGAAUAUGCGCAUAACUGUAUCUACUCACGUGAAUAUAUAUUAAAGUCACCUGAAAUUCAUUUUUCGAUGUAUACUUUGUCAGUGGGGAACAGGCAAGCUUGGAUGUGAUUGCCAAAUUGGAUUUAGCCUGAUCCAGAUGGUUAUUUUAAUAGUUUAUUACUAAUGCUACAAACACCAUGUGUCUGUGAAUAUGCUAAGAGGGGAAUUGUACAACAUUCUCAGUUUAAUUUCCAUAACUGUUAAUCAUUAUGUCGUAUUUAAACUGUUCAUGUUUAUGUGGGCUAUUUGAAUUCAUGUAAAAAAGAAACAUAUGCAACUCAGCUGAAAUUAUCUUAAACAUUCAGGAAAAUAGUUUACUUAUGCUGGAUGUAUGCUAUACAUGGUCAUAUCUGCUUCUUUAUGUACGGUUGAAGUCGGAAGUUUACAUACACUUAGGUUGGAGUCAUUAAAACUUGUUUUCAACCACUCCACACAUUUCUUGUUAACAAACUAUAGUUUUGGCAAGUCGGUUAGGACAUCUACUUUGUGCAUGGCACAAGUAAUUUUUCCAACAAUUGUUUACAGACAGAUUAUUUCACUUAUAAUUCACUGUAUCACAAUUCCAGUGGGUCAGAAGUUUACACACACUAAGUUGACUGUGCCUUUAAACAGCUUGGAAAAUUCCAGAAAAUGAUAUCAUGGCUUUAGAAUUGACAUCAUUUGAGUCAAUUGGAGGUGUACCUGUGGAUGUAUUUCAAGGCUGACCUUCAAACUCAGUGCUUGAAUUGUUUGACAUCAUGGGAAUAUCAAAAGAAAUCAGCCAAGACCUUGGAAAAAUAAUUGUAGACCUCCACAAGUCUGGUUCAUCCUUGGGAGUAAUUUCCAAAUGGCUGAAGGUACCACGUUCAUCUGUACAAACAAUAGUACGCAAGUAUAAACACCAUGGGACCACGCUGCCAUCAUACCGCUCAGGAAGGAGACACGUUCUGUCUCCUAGAGAUGAACGUACUUUGGUGCAAAAAGUGCAAAUCAGAACAACAGCAAAGGACCUUGUGAAGAUGCUGGAGGAAACAGGUAUUAAAGUAUCUCUAUCCACAGUAAAACGAGUCCUAUAUCGACAUAACCUGAAAGGCCACUCAGCAAGGAAGAAGCCACUGCUCCAAAACCGUCACAAAAAAGCCAGACUACAGUUUGCAACUGCACAUGGGGACAAAGAUCAUACUUUUUGGAGAAAUAUCCUCUGGUCUGAUGAAUCAAAAAUAUAACUGUUUGGCCAUAAUGACCAUCGUUAUGUUUGGAGGAAAAAGGGGGAGACUUGCAAGCCCGAAGAACACCAUCCCAACCGUGAAGCACGGGGGUGGCAGCACCAUGUUGUGGGGGUGCUUUUCUGCAGGAGAGACUGGUGCACUUCACAAAAUAGAUCAUGAGGAAGGAAAAUUACGUGGAUAUAUUGAAGCAACAGCUGAAGACAUCAGUCAGGAAGUUAAAGCUUGGUCGCAAAUGGGUCUUCCAAAUGGACAAUGACCCCCAAGCAUACUUCCAAAGUUGUGGCAAAAUGGCUUAAGGACAACAAAGUCAAGGUAUUGGAGUGGCCAUCACAAAGCCCUGACCUCAACCUAUUGAAAAAUGUGGGCAGAACUGAAAAAGUGUGUGCGAGCAAGGAGGCCUACAAACCUGAUUCACUUAUACAAGCUCUGUCAGGAGAAAUAGGCCAAAAUUCACUCAACUUAUUGUGGGAAGCUUGUGGAAGGCUACCCGAAACGUUUGACCCAAGUUAAACAAUUUAAAGGCAAUGCUACCAAAUACUAAUUGAGUGUAUGUAAACUUCUGACCCACUGGGAAUGUGAUGAAAGAAAUAAAAGCUGAAAUAAAUACUUUUCUCUACUAUUAUUCAGACAUUUCACAUUCUUAAAACAAAGUGGUGAUCCUAACUAACCUAAGACAGGGAAUUGCUACUAGGAUUAAAUGUCAGGAAUUGUGAAAAACUCAGUUUAAAUGUAUUUGGCUAAGGUGUAUGUAAACUUCCAACUUCAACUGUCCAUAGGAAUGUAAUAUUUCAGAACUAUACACACUUUGACAUAAGGUAACUGUAUUCUGGUCAGUGGUGAAAGACAUGUACUGUAAAGGUAAAGCUUAACAUGGGAAUAAUAUACUGAACAAAAAUAUAAACGCAACAUGUAAAGUGUUGGUCCCAUGUUUCAUGAGCUGAAAUAAAAGAUCCCCGAAAUGUUCCAUAUGCACAAAAAGCUUAUUUCUCUCAAAUUUUGUGCACACAUUUGUUUACAUUCCUGUUAGUGAGGGUAGUUCUUGAAUUGCGGAGGCAUUUGGGCAUGGCAUUUUGGAUUAUUAGAUUUUUUAAAAAUGUAUUUGGGUAUUUCCCAUUCUAAAUUAACUACUAUGGCAGCUUAAUGACUACUAAAUAAUUUUACCGUUAUGAUUAAAAUGUGCGGGCAACAGGAAUAGUAAAACCAAUGAUGUUGAUUGAUUGAUUGAUUAACACCAAUUACAUGUUUGAGAUAAUUUAGGAUUUUCUUAAAUGAAGGCCACAGAUGCUAAAAUCUAAGGUCAGUAACCCUUUACAUUUUUUAAACUAAAGUACUUUAGUUCACAAUCUAAUUUCCCUUAAUUUUAAUUGAGUAACACAAGUUACACUUUUUACACCAAAUUAUCAAUGGAAUCCUAAAAUGUAUGACACACUAAAUCACACUGUGAUUAGCUAAUCAUUUUCUUCAACAGAGACCCUCCCCCAAUAACAGUUUGCCACUGGUGGGAAUGCUCAAGGUCCUAGUAUAUCUUUGAAAUUACAGAUUUUAAAGGGCAGUAACACUAAUUCCAUAACAUUUUUGGAAACACAUUAUAUAUAUAUAAAUAGGGAUUUUAAUAGCCUUUGAUUUUCUAUCUGUACAAUAUAUUAAAUACUUUUGUUUGCUUUCUAGCAUUCAAAACAAUAGAUAGAUAUCGCCGAAUCACAAAAGCAUGUUACUACAACUUUACAACUUUAAACAUGUUACUACAUGUUACUACAAUCCACUGCUUGGAUAAGCCAUUUUUCUUGACAUAAGUACUUUAAACAUUGCAUAAACAUAACAUUUUGCAGUAUAAAGGACUUGCAUUAUGUUUUAUCAUUGACUUAACAGUUAAAUAUGAACAAAAACAUGUCUGAUGUGUACCUAUUUGUAAUUUGAAAGUUUUUUUCAUGUUUGAAAUGGCAAGGAACGCAAAUGCCACCGCAAUUCAAGAACGACCCAGCAAGUUUUUCAAUCCCUAUUCAAAUAGAUAUGAUGAUAAAGGGCAUCCUUGUCUUACACCUCUAGAUGAUGUACUAUUUUCAAAAAAUAUAUAAUUUAUUGACUUGAUUUUAUACUUCAUGAUGAACUCUUUUAGUUUUGGCCUCAUUUCUUUGCUCACUUUAAUUCCAAUCAGCUUUUCGCUUAUGAAUUUCAGGAUAUAUAAACACCUACAGUAGAUGAUUUAUGAGUUGACAUGCCUCCUCAAACUGUGCUGUUAUGUUUGAAACCUGCUAGUAGUUUAUAAAAAAUGCAGGAGCCAACUGACCCAACAGAAUCAUCAUAAAUUGUGAAUGUAGCAGUGUGUUGAAUUAGUAAAAAGGAUGACAUCAUUUAGUUUUAAGAAUACAAACAAAACAAAAAUAACAUCAAUGAAUAGCGGGAUAUUUAUGUGGAUACUUGCACGUUUUCCUGGAGAAAACUUUAACCAGCUAUUUUUCAGUGGACAUUGACAGAUGAAGAGAGAUGGAAUGAAGAUCAGUUUGAGAAGAGACAUUCUAAGUGUGAGAGGAUGUUGUGUAAUUUUGUGGUGAGACUUUGUAAGAAUUUCUUAACACAUCCAUAAGCAAUGCAUUAUGCUCUUAUGAGACACAAACAUAUUUGCAAUUACAGGUAAUGCCACAACAUUACCAGUUGCUACCACACAUGUAUUUAUACUUACUUUAUUCAUGUUAAUUUAUUAGCUUCCCAAGGUAUUAUGCAGGGCUUAUAAAGAUGCUAUGAAGUUCUAAUGUAGUGUUGAGUCUACUCUCUGAUGUACAGUGCCUGUCGUGUUGACAUAAGAUUGUGUUAGUGUGUUUUCUUCAUUAGGAUAAUAUGUGUAUGUGUGUCUGUCUGUCUGUCUGUCUUGUCUGUGUCUGUGUUGAAAGUGUUGUGCCCUUCCUGUCUCACACAAACACAAACACAAACACACGCACACACAUACAGUACAAACACACAAUUCUACAAUACUCCUCCCCCCCACACACACACCAACACACACAUAAUGAUGUCAUGUGGUCAAGUAUUUUUUGCAAAAGAGAAAUGGUAAACAGGUAUAUAAUGCAAAGUGAAGAUUGAACGUGUGUACAGUAGUUUGAUUGGAGAGGGGAGGGAUUGGUUGGGCGCUGGUGUCAUUGGAUGUGAUGUGUGACUGCAAAUACAUCUGUCACCUGUAGUCACAGGUGAAGGUACACCGUUAAUGUAGAGAAAUGCCCCAAAUGUAUGUCAAAUGUCCUUGAUGUCUUUAGAAUUGUCAUUUAUAGUAUAAGUUCAAAAUAUGUACAUUUUACUCUCACAUGCACAGUAAACCUGCAGCAUCCAGGUAAAGCAGAUCCCACAUCAUUUCAUAUUGUCAAUUGUGUAUAAGUUACAUUUAAUUUGAUAUAGGAAUAUAUGUAAUACUAUAAUGAUAUACAUUUAUGUAAAUGAGUAACAGUUGGGGGCCUUAUUUGUCCUUUUAUACUCAGAAAAAUAUUGAUAAACUACUGUAUUGGUAGCAUGCUAAUUUCUAACGCUACGACUGCUAAAUGUAAAACCUUUCUUCACUGUAAUCCUAUUCAAUCUUAAAGUGUACAAAAUUAACAGCUGUUUAUUCUUGUCUUUGCAGUGUUAAGUUUCUAGCAAUUUCUCUAAAGAAGACAUACUGAGUCAGUUAAUCAGAAAUGAGCGGAGGGAGCCACUUUAACCAAGACGUGUGACACGGAUGGAGAGUUAAAAGGCAUAUCUUUGGCGUGACGAGAGAGAGAGAGACCGGAGGGUGAUCAAGAUAAACAUGAGGUUGGAUCUUUACGUUGUUACCAAAGCAGCCUCUUGGAAACUCCGGCCACACUUUUGAAGACUGUCUGACCGAUCACAAUGACGACUGACUGAGCAUUGCACUGACACACUCAGAGAGAAAAGGACUCCUACUGCAACAUUCCAGAGGACAUUAUAUUGUGACGCUCAACCAUCUCACAGUACAGUGACCAAUAACCGACUGCAGUGCUGAUCUACUGAGCAACUUAGAGAAUCAAUUAAUUAUCACUCACCUAUAAACGAGCGACCAGGUCUACCUAACUAUGUAGCAUCUCUGCUAACACUGUAGCAUUUGUUAGCUGGGAAAAUAACGUCAUGACCUUAUCCAUUGACAGGUUUGAACAGAGCGAUGCGGAAAGACGCACUAAAUGAAAACUUUACAUGCCGUUUUCCUCUUGUGUUAUUUCCUUUUACAAGAAACUAUUGUACAUGAGAGACAAAGACAAGUUGCCCUCGAACGGUUCUUUGGAACAUUUGUGACAGCAACUAAACCAGUUACAGGUUAAAUGAAUCAGAGAACUGAAUUUGGACAUUUGAUCAUAUAUCUGUUCUCCCACCUCACGAAUGAGUUCGUGACUUGUAGAAGUGAAAGAGAUUGGUUAUCAAUCAAGCCUUUACGUCUCCCAUUAAUUUCCAUUCAAUUUGGAAAGACGAUGCCAGGCCCUCAACAUAGUGUAAUAUAUGCACAUAUGAUAGAAGUACAUAGAUGACCAUACCAAAUGGAUGUAGCAUCAACAGAGGACCAAUUAGUACUGUAUUUUUUACCCCUGCAAAAUAAUUAUUGAUGGACAAGACUCUCUCUGUCUCUCACGUACUUACUUUGAAAUCCACGUGGCAUACUGUACCAAAGGUCCUAUGCAUGCACUUGCUGUAUGACUUGCCUAUAAAGUAACAACAGUACGGGCUGCUAUGGGAUGAACACUCCAUGUAUCUAGAGCAAAGCUUUGAACUGCCCUUGAUACCUUCAUUAUCGCCUCGCUUUGGUACAAACGUACAAGUUGGAAAUGCCAUUCAUGUAUAUAUAUAACAGAGGUCAUUCCUGAGUAUAUUUUAAAACAUAUUUAAUUGAAUUAUAUUUAUUACAAUUACAUUCCUCUUGAACAAAAAAAUACUUCAUGAACAUACGUGUAUGACAGACACUGGUAUCGGUCACUAUAAAUUGACUAAUUUACCUGCUGCUCAAAUCAAUCAUGAGUAGAGCACAGACUGACUAAAGGUCAAGUCCCAUGCACAGACCUGCCAACAGGAGGAAUAAGGUUCUAACUUAAUUACAGCACAGAGGAUGCCUCCAUAAUAAGGAUACCUUGAAGUCACAUCAACGUGUAUCCGGUGGUGGAAAAAGUCCUCUGCUGUGGUUUUUACAAGGAACUAAACAUGCACAUAAUACUAUUAUUAUUAUACCAGAUGCAUAUAUACUGCCAAUGAGGAAAAUAUGUUCCCUUAUGCUUAUACUGCCCCCCCCCUCCCCAGACGCAUAUACUUCCCUCAUCUCUCUCUUGUUUCCCUUGCUGCCAAGCAAUGACCAAUGACUGCUUCAGGGUUAAGUCAAGCCUCCAACAAGAUAGCGAUGCCCUCCAAAUGAGACCAUUAAUAAAGUAAAACUGAGGAGAAAUGGACCAAGGAAGUAAGAAAGGGGGACGUGUACAAAGAGAACAAAUCUAUAUUUUGAUAAACAAAUCAGCUAUCCAUGGCUUCAGAUGGAGAAGGAGCCCCAACUGAAAACAGGGUCAAAAUGCCAUUGGGAAAAGCAGUUGCAAACGUCUGUGAAUAUCAUAAAAACCUAUAUCGGAACUGGUUUGGCAAAAAAGAAAGAGAAAAGUAGAGGAAUAAUAAUAUAUGAGAAUUACGUUUUUGGAAGGUUGAUGUGGUGGUUUGACAUUCGCAACUGUGUUACAACAAUAAAGAGAAUAAUGGAGAGAGUCACAUGAGUGAGAGAAGGCUAUGGGGACGGCCCGGAGUGGGUGGGGCCCGGAGUAGGGACGGCCCGAAGUGGGUGGGGCCCGGAGUGGGGACGGCCCGGAGUGGGUGGGGCCCGGAGUAGGUGGAUGCUGUACUAAACAAUGAAGAAGGGAAAAAAAGAAAAUGCAUUUUUGUAACUUUGUUUACCAGCAUGACUUCCCUGCAUGACUGUCUUUUCUGCAAGCCCUUUGUUGAAGACAAGGGUACUAGAGAUACAAAAAAAAAUAUAUAUAUAAAAGGAAUUAUUUAAAAAAUGUUAUAUGCAAUUAAUAUAUAUGGAAAAAGAUUAUAAUGAAAGAGAAGAGCUAUAUUUUGUUUUGAAAAAGUAAAAAAUGUGAAUAUUGAAACAUGUUUGUUUGCAAAAUACACACUGAGCUAUGUUAUGUUAGAUGAAAUCUCUCUGCUACUACUGCCCCACAUUCUGCAUUCAUUCAUUCAAUUUUAUUGACCUCUGCAGUACUGUCUGCUUUUAUUAAGCUGUACUUAAGUGUUUGUUGCUUCUUGUUUCGUUUUUGUUUUUUAUUCUAGCCAGUUAUAAUUCUAUCUAAAAUUAGCAUUUAAGGGUUAAUUUCACUCUUCAUAUUUGUGAAGUGAUCUUAGUCCUUUUCAUUGAUUCAAAAACUCAAAUGUUGUUUCCCUUCCUUUGAUCAUUUUCACCACCACUGUAGCAGCCAUUUUAAAAUCGAUAGCUCUCCAUACUGUAUGUUUGAAAGGUGUAUACAUUACAAAUAUUUAAUGUUUGCUUUUAGUUGUUGUUGAGAAUAAUAGACAAUUUUGUCAUAUGAUUGUAGCAGGGCAAAUUGAUACCAUGGAUGGUUACCUUCUAUGCCUGUUUGGAGAAGUUUGUAACAGGUUGUUAUUGGAAGUGGCUGGGUGGGUAUGUUCUGGGGAAGGCAGUUUUCUUCCAUGCCGGGAUUUCAUCCGAUCAGCGGUAGAUCCGUGUUAUAGUGCGCUUGACAUUUAAAGGUAAUUUCCAAUUGAGCCGUGAACGCGGUCUACGCGGACGUGGGAACGUUGCCUUUAAAAGGUGCAUAGCUGACAAAGUGCGAUUGGAUUGAAUCACAGACUUUGGCCCGGGGUCAAAACGAAUGCAGAUUAAUGACCUGUGCACUGCGAUUGAUUUUUAAAGGCGAUUUAAACUGCUUGAGUCGACAUCUGCGGCUUUUACAGCGAACAUUAUCUGUGUCUUUUGAAGUCAAUUGCUGUGCUGGAUUGAAUCCGGGGCCUUAGUUAGUUAUCCAAUAAAGUGCAAUAUCUGUUCAUGAGAGAGAGAGAGGUCGGUCAAGAGAGAUUUGUUACUAGUCGAGAGAUUUCAGGUUUGCAUGAAACAAACUGCCAUUCCAAAGUUGUGUCUGUUUUAAAAGAGACUCAGGUGUGUCGGUGGUUUGUGUGGAUUUAGGUGGUUUGCUAUUUUUCGUAUAUAAUAAAUUCUAGUAUAUAGAUACAAUAAUGUGAACACCUUACAGUGACGUGAAACGCAUGCAUUGUGACUUGAUUGUCGAUCUCCUGAGGGAACGCGGUCUCGCCAUAUCCCAAGCUCCUUUGUUGUGUGUCCUGAAACCAGUCCUGAUGUUAUGAACACUGUGCCGUGUCGUAGAGCAGCAACGUCUUCCUUGGAGAGACAACUGAACACUACACACACUCUCAGUGUCAGCAUGGGUGUGUAGAGGUAGCUUGUCCUUGUUGUUGGGUGGUCAGGUCUUGCAUUCGUUCGUCAUCCAUUCGAGAACCAUCCAGCUGAUAGUCGUCGACGGGCAGCAGCUCACGGUAGCAUACGUAAUGUUAUAACACGCUUCAUACACGUUAUAACAUGUUAUAUCACACUUCAUACAAAGACCCAGAGCUUCCAAACUGAUGUCAUUGAAGUACUUUAAAAUGAGGGGGGAGAGUGAAAGAACCAGUGGCCACUACUGUGCAAGUUGGGUAGGUGUAGAAAUGUGUAUUUCACUAGAGUUCCCCACUGUUGAACAGGUUGGGUGAAUGUUGGUUUUCCAGACACUAUCUUUAAUAACAGUGGCUUUCUCUUAAGGGUGUAAGCCCUGGCAGGUCCAGGAUCAGCCCAGGCAGCUGUAAAAAGAAAAACUAUCUCUGUCCAUCCCUAAUCAUGCAUUCUAAUUGGACUAUCACCACUAGACUAGACUUAAAUGAAUGAACUAUGGAGGUUACUCACUUAUUAAGUUCAAUCUAUUUUGGUUUUUACAGGGUCUACAAUGUUGUCCACUUUCCCGCAAAAAUUGGUCCAUGAUAUUUUUCUUCUUCCUCAUCGUUUUGUUCACUUUUUCCUUUCAAACUAUGAUUUCAGUCAUUCUUUUAGAAGGCGUUAAGCCACUUAGGCUUUGGGGGUCGCGAACUGUAGUGUUGAUAAAUAUUCCAGAGGUAAACUUCCAGCAACCACCGUUCGUGACCUGAACACACUCGCAAAUUCCGAAGAAUUUUAGAUAUAUUUUGGGGUGGUUAUGUUAUAAUAUAGCACAGUAUUGUUAAUACUUUCUCUGUUAUUGACUGAUGAGUUUUACAUUCCUUUAUUAUUAUUAUUAUUAUUAUUAUUAUUAUAUAUAAAAAAAUACAUGUGACUGCCCCCUUCAGGCUAAAAACAAGAUGUCUUUUUUUUCUCAUUUUCGAUUGCACAAUACUGCUAUUUGAUUUAGCAAUGUUGAACACAAUGGGUUAAAGUGUUAAGAGUGCUAAGUCUGUUUUAUGUUCCAUUUACAAAAUGCCUUUUUAGAACCAAGGGAUAUACGUAGAUAUGGACUUUAUAACACUUUCCUAACCAAUGCUCAACAACAGCUACUGUAGAUGACACAUCAUGUGAGAUUCACCCACACCUGCAACGAGUUAAGUGACUUUAACAUAUCCACUCAUGGUAUUAUGAAGUCCUUAUUUACCCUCGCCGACAGUGAGUACCCCUUUUGUAUGCUUGAUGAUCUAUCUAUAGUCAAUGCAUUCUCUAAUUUCAGUCUGUGCUCAUUUUGAAUUGAAGGUUCACCGUAAAUUCCACUGGUACUAUUCAUGUAUUUCAUGUACUAUCAACAAUUUUUAUGAUAGAAACCAGAGACAGCUAUGCGGUUUAACUACUUGUAUGGGUAUACUAUGGGUAUGGAUAAGUACAUUGCCAAGCUAGUUUAGAGCUGUCAGUUGUCCCUAAGAAAACAAACAACUAACCCUUACCCUAAAGUACUUGUAUUACCUCAACACGUAGUAUAAUGACAGACAGAGAAACAUAAAUAUACCUAUUGAACCUAAUAUAUCAUACAUAUAUGGAUAUAUACAGACACAACUUAAAGACAAAUACGGUAAAACUUUAUAAUAACAAGCCAUUAGAAAUGAUUAUAUGUACAUGUUACUGAAAUGCUUGUAAAUUAAAAAAUAAAUAAAAACGAGUUUAUUAAUAGUAUGUAUACUAUUUACAUAGUUGAAUGCUUAUACUUGAAAGUUGUUAUAAAGGGUUACCACAAAGUCAUUAAAGACAUAUUGUUACCUGUGGACCCUCAGUUCACGCAUGGCCUUGAGUUUAAACAUAGACAGACAAAUGUAAACCUAGUCAUCAGCAUUCCAAAGACAAAAUAUGUCUCAUUUUUUCACAACACUUUGUAAAACAGACUUAGGUAUUAUUGUUUGCUGCCAUGGUAGGAGAAUGAAUAGGAGAAACGAAGUGGUCACUGGAAUACAUGGUUGAGACUAAUGCUGUAUUUUAUUUUUGAAAUGUUGGAAACACAAAAGUAUUAUUCAUCAAGAAACUGUAUAAAGUAUAUUUAUUUCGAUGGAAUGUUCAUGAUCUAUCUUUUUAUAUUUUGAAGAAAAAAAUAGAAACAUAUCAAUAAAGUAUCAUAAUUGAACAUCAUUUCGACUAUUGAGACUUAAAAUGUAUGAAUGUCAAUGCGAUCUAAUGUGAACAGAAAUUCGCAGCUUGAACGAAUAAAUGAUUAAAGUCAUGAACUGCUUUUUCAAAGACAUUCAAUUGCUUCAAAUCAUUGAAAUGAAAACUUAAAAUAAAUGAAAAAUAUUUCACAUCAA
Messenger RNA from Salvelinus fontinalis (brook trout), 17708 nucleotides. RefSeq names its product potassium voltage-gated channel subfamily C member 1-like. Gene Ontology annotation, cellular component: axon; voltage-gated potassium channel complex; dendrite membrane. The coding region runs from base 616 to 2595 and encodes 659 amino acids. The record is from RefSeq and is a predicted model, not a curated record. The transcript has 6 exons. Gene Ontology annotation, biological process: protein homooligomerization; potassium ion transmembrane transport. NCBI's taxonomy places the organism in Eukaryota, Metazoa, Chordata, Actinopteri, Salmoniformes, Salmonidae. Gene Ontology annotation, molecular function: delayed rectifier potassium channel activity; protein binding.